This is a messenger RNA of Exophiala aquamarina CBS 119918, 684 nucleotides long. RefSeq lists its product as uncharacterized. The transcript is spliced from 2 exons. The coding region runs from base 1 to 684 and encodes 227 amino acids. The record is from RefSeq and is a predicted model, not a curated record. NCBI's taxonomy places the organism in Eukaryota, Fungi, Ascomycota, Eurotiomycetes, Chaetothyriales, Herpotrichiellaceae.
AUGGCAUACAACGUCACCGAGAAAGAGACACAGCCAAAAACAUUCAACCACUUCAAUGGUUCUACGGAAGAGAUUCUGGCACGUUAUUGUAUAUCGGAACUCCUGAAAGGAUGGCCUGUGUAUCGAGACGUUUCUGAAUGGAAAAACUUUCGCAGCAUCUUCACCGACGAAGGUGCUCAUAUCUUUACAACCUGGAGUGGCGGAGUGCCGAUCGACGAUUUCAUUCGAAUUUCCCAAGAGAAAAGAGCCCAGGGAGACUUCAUCAUGCAUCGCGAGAAUGGCACGCUUGUGGACUUGAAUCUACCACUAGAACGGGCGGUUGGCCGGAUGAAGGCUACCAUUACCCAACGUGUGAAUCUUCAAGACUUUGACAUUGACGUCGAAUGCGACUGUAGAGUCGUCUUCUUUGUGAAGAAACAGCACGAUGGAUGGAAAGCGCAGUACUCGAAGGUCUUGUAUGAGAAAGACAGAUUGGUCCCCGUGGACGGAAACCACGCCCCGGAAGUCGACCUACAGAGCAUCCAACACUACCCUGUUGGAUACAGAUACCUCGCGUGGGCACAGAGCCAGUUGGGUCAUAAAGUCCCCACCGACCUACCAACCCUUAACAACGAAGGAUUCUACAAGAUGACCGAAACUGCUACAGCUUGGCUGGAAGGCAACGAGGUGGAUAUCUUCUGGUGA